GAUAAGUCCAUCAUCAGUGCACUGAAUCAAUGCUGUUGUAGUUCAGGCGCGAUCAGAAGCGACAUCAGUAUGAUGAAUAAUAUCUUCCUUUUUGGGGUUUUAUUACUCGUGAACUGUGUGUUUGGUGUUGAAGCAGAUGAAGUGUCCGUAUCAGUGAUGGUGGGAGAUUCAGUCACUCUACACACUGAUGUUACUGGAGGUCCGAAGGGUAGUGACAUAAUAUGGAAGUUUGGUGAUGAAAUCAUAGCUAGAAUGAAUGCAGCAGAUGCAACUCCCUCUACGGUAGAUGGCCCCGGUGCAACAUUUAAAGACAGACUGAAGCUGGACAGAGAGACUGGAUCUCUGACCAUCACAGACAUCAGAACUGAACACAUUGGAAAUUAUAGUGUAGACAUCAGGGGCAUAAAUGCAACAUUGAAGAAAUUUCAAGUUACUGUUCAUGAUGUUGUGAAGAGAGUGCCACUGAUGGAGGGAGAUUCUGUCACUCUACACACUGGUGUUACUCAAAUACAGGGAUCUGAUCAGAUUGUGUGGAAGUUUGGAGAUCUAGGCACCAUCAUCACUAACUUAAAUGGCCCAGAUGAUGCAAAAUGGAGAAACAUUCAUCUGAAGGAUCAGACCCCAGACCUCGUCAUCAGCAACAUCCCAAGGGAUCAGACUGGAGUUUAUAAAGUGGAGAUCAACACCAUCAACAAGGUCUUGCACAGAAAAUACCACAUUGAUGUUGGUGGUGGUGUGAAGACAGUAUCAGUGAUGGAGAGAGAUCCUGUCAAUCUAAUUACUGGUGUUAAUAAAAUUCAGGGAUAUGAUCUGAUACUGUGGAAGACUGGAGCUCGACCUCAGUCAGGUGCUCCUUCAGGGAUAUAUGGUGCUGGUGUUGGUCUGGUAGUUUGCGUUGUAACUGUGUUUUUUGCUGCAAGAUUUGUAGACAACGAAAUCAAAGGUGUUUCAGUGAAAAUAAAGUGAAUCACUCUCAGGAUCAGCAUGGAAAAAUGAAGAGAAACAACAGUUCAUAAUCACUGUAACAAGAUAAACUUGGGCUUUGCCUGACAUGUUGUUUGUUUUAUGGAUAUAUUUUGACAUAAAUCUUGCUUUUUUUGUCUCAUGCUUGACAACCAGAACAAAAGGGGAAACUGUAAACACCAUAGCCUGAAAUUUUCAAAUCACAAAACCAUUCAUGACUUUUUCCAGUUAAAAAUAUAAAAUAAAUCAACAUGCCAAAAUAGUUCACUUGUUAACCAGCAGGGUUUGGCUGCUUGAAAUUGGUGUUUAAGUGUUUUUAGGAUGCCGUUCAUAUGAAAGUUUAUGCUUAUACAGAUAUAUGUACAAAAACACAAUAAAGCCAAUCAAACUUGAUAAAACUGAGACUAUUUCUUGGUGGAUGGAAUGUAAGUCACUGAAAUCGCCCAAGGUAUAAAGAAAGAUCAGACAAGGUUAUAACAUGUCUUAACAUGGCUCAUUUGCUCUUUUACUUACCUUUAAUAAAAGUUUGUCAGGGGGGACCAGACCCUCCCUAUCUGA
Molecule: messenger RNA, 1521 nt
Organism: Carassius gibelio (silver crucian carp)
Lineage: Eukaryota; Metazoa; Chordata; Actinopteri; Cypriniformes; Cyprinidae
Exons: 6
Coding region: 70-966 (298 amino acids)
Source: RefSeq, a predicted model, not a curated record